Verticillium alfalfae VaMs.102 is the source of this 1233-nucleotide messenger RNA. RefSeq lists its product with no specific name. NCBI's taxonomy places the organism in Eukaryota, Fungi, Ascomycota, Sordariomycetes, Glomerellales, Plectosphaerellaceae. The transcript has 3 exons. Bases 1 to 1233 code for a protein of 410 amino acids. The record is from RefSeq and is a predicted model, not a curated record.
AUGGCCGUCAUGCGAUGCACACCUUCCCUGUUCAAGAGGCCCGGGCUCCUCAUUCCUUUUCUUGCCCUGGGUAAGACGCGGCAAUCCGGGCAAGGCGCGGCCACCGUGAGAACAUGCACGAUGGCGCGGCCGACCAAAUCCGCAGCCUACCCUGUCAACACCUCACUUUUCCUGACCAUCACCAUGGCUUUACCCUCCCCCGGCAGUCCAGGUACCAGCACCCCAAGGACGGAUUGGGCAGGUCGGCGAGGGCGGGCCAAGAACCUGCCAGGCCCGGAUAGCAGCCAAGAUCGCGCAAGAGGCGAUCCGGGGCAUCUGGUUCGGCGAUGCGAGCAAGGGGGGCCCCUCUCCCCGCUGAUCUACAGAUGCGUUUCUCCUCCCACUAUCGCUGCCGCCGGCCUCGCCGCCACCGCUCAGGCUACCUGGCACGGAGAGUGGAAGUUCCCUGACGGCAUCAAGGGCCCCAAGGAUGACGGCGGCAAGGAGGUUGGCCCCGGCUACGCUCCCCCGGAUGGCUACCUCCCCAUCUACCACCCUCCUCACCACGACGUCGUCAUCGACGACUGCGACAAGAAGGACGAUGAUGACUGGCACUGGGUCCACCCCGGCAAGGACCACCACGAGGACGACUACAAGUGGACUACCAGCACCAUCACUGCAACCCACAUCUCGACCGUCAUCGACUGUGGUGACAAGGACUGCUACGGCGGCGGCGGCAAGACCCAGUACACCACCGUCACCAUCCCCCAGACCACCACCAUCUGCCCGGUGCCCGUCGCUCCCGAGCCCACGCCCGAGAAGCCCGAGGAGCCUGAGCAGCCGUACCCUGAGCCCCCUGUCGAGACGCACCCCGUCCCCACGCCCGAGCCCCCCGUCGAGACCCAGCCUGUUCACGAGCCUGAGCCUCCCGUCGAGACAUACCCCGUCCCGGCGCCCGAGCCUCCCGUCGAGACGCAGCCGGUCCACGAGCCUGAGCCCCCCGUUGAGGAGCCCCCUGUCGAGACGCAGCCCGGCUACGAGGAGCCUCCCGUUCCCAGUGCUCCGGUCGAGGAGCCCCCUGUCGAGUCGGAGCCCAUUCCCGUGCCCGCUCCCCCUCCCACGUCCAUUGGCACCGUCACGCGCCCCAUCCCCUCUGCCACCGAGGGUCUCGAGCCCGUGCCCACGGCUGCCGCUGCCAACGUCCGCGUCGGUGGUGCCGUGCUCGCAGCCGCCGUUGCUGCCGCCUUCCUUUAA